Molecule: messenger RNA, 1176 nt
Organism: Harpia harpyja (harpy eagle)
Lineage: Eukaryota; Metazoa; Chordata; Aves; Accipitriformes; Accipitridae
Gene: CIMAP2
Product: lymphocyte expansion molecule
Exons: 12
Coding region: 1-1176 (391 amino acids)
Source: RefSeq, a predicted model, not a curated record
AUGGGCAGCCAGGGAAAAGCAUCAGCCUUUGGCUGGGCCGGAGCAGAGAAGGGCUCCCGGCUUACUCAGCUGCCCCAUUUCCAGUUCAAGGAGAUAAUGAAGAGGCGCAAACGCCAGCAGGAAAGGCUGGGCCCAGGAACGUACAACAUCAGGGACUUUCUGCAGGAGACGCGGCCCUCCAGUCUCCGGGGAAUCUGCGACACCAGGGAGCAGCGGUUCAGAGAUGCCCACAGGGACUGCUUCCCCGGCCCCGGCACGUACGGACCCCGGGGCAACCCCUGCGCCUGCCUCGAGGAGAGGGACGAGCGUUCCGCCAGCACGCGAGGGCUGAUGGACAGCAGGACGGCGAAGUGUGCCCCGCUGGCAGCCGUGGGCAGCGGCCCCGGACCUGGCACCUACCGCCUGCGGAGCAGCAUCGAUGAGGGGCUGCGGCGGCGGGCGGGCGGCCUCGGCCCCUGCCAGCCCUUCUCGGGAGACAGGUCGAAGCUCGCGGGCUGCAGGCAGCAUGCAGGAGAGCGGAGGAGAGGCACCGAGCUGAGCACUGGCACUGUCAAGGGUUUCCUGGACGAGCUGACGUUGAAGGAGAACAAGAAGAAAGGCUGCUUCAGCACCCUGCCGAGGAACCCGGGCUGCCCCACGGAGAGGAUCUUCUGGGCCACACUCAGCCAGUGCCCGAGGGAGGCGUAUGCGGUGGGGCCGGGCUCCUACAACCCAAAGCCCAUUGAGAGAUCAGUGUACUCAAGCCAACCCCCAUUCUGGUCAUCUGCCAAGAGAUUCGACAGAAAGUCCUACCGCCUCUUUACUGGGAGUGAGCAGCAUCAGCAGCACGUUGCAGAGCCAGUGCAGAACCCUGUAGGUGUUGGUCGCUACGACAUCACCGAGCAUGAAAAAUACCCUCAGAAGAUGAAAUACCAGUCCCUGUACCGGUGUGACGCGCAGCGGUACCUGAGCAACUUGAAGCAGGAUGCCUACUUGCUUGAGCGGCUCAAGCCUGUUGCUAAAAAAACCUGGAGUGAUACGAUUUCUGCUUCACGCUGUCCAGAUACCUCUGAAGAAAUGUUUUCCAAACCAACGCUACCUAAAGAAGUUGCACGUACCUGUUAUGAGCAUGGUGGUGUUACCACAGCUGAAUACCCCCAGGUCGACCAGUACAACUCAGUGGAGAGCUGGGUCUGA